Messenger RNA from Topomyia yanbarensis, 1488 nucleotides. RefSeq lists its product as uncharacterized. The record is from RefSeq and is a predicted model, not a curated record. The transcript is spliced from 5 exons. Lineage: Eukaryota; Metazoa; Arthropoda; Insecta; Diptera; Culicidae. Bases 336 to 626 code for a protein of 96 amino acids.
AACAUCGCCGUCUCGCAAAGUGUUUGACGUUUCCGACUCGCGUGUGCUCUUUUUUAUUUCCACUAAAAUAUUACAAUUCAUCUGUCCUCGUCUCCACUUCCACACACUGUUAUCAACAAGUUGCUCUGGGCUAUUGGAGAAACUCUAUCGCUGAUCCCCGGAACGGCUCAUCGCCAGUUAUCUCGAGUUUUCAGUCUAUAGCAUACUUUGCGUUUUCCUUUCCCGAGUAUCCAAUCUCCGGCUUCCGCUGCGGGAAAGCUAUUCGCCAAUUGAAGGAUCUUGUGAAAUAAUAAUACGCCACCUGAAAAUCGACCCCGCCGUGUGAAUGUGAGAAAAUGAAUAAGAUAUGGGUUGCCUUCGCAGUGUUCGGUGCAAUAUCAAUUUUGCCUGCUAACGGCCGAAUUGUGAAACGAAGCUAUUCAGACCAGAGCGUCCGUGGGUACCUAACGGAGAGAACGUGCUGGUGGAAUGAGGUCUGCAAAGAGGAAUUUCAACAGCUCUUUCGAUGUAAAUGCCCCCAGUGGUCCUACUGCAGAUCACCCGGUCGCUAUUACAACGCCUUCUGCUCCAUGACCAACACCGGCUACAUCUGGACGCAGCCCACGUGGGACUGGGAAACUGCCUAACACGUGAUGCUCACAAUCGUUAUACACUCACUGCUGUCGUUUGUUGUUGUUUUCGCACUGAGACCUAAGCGUAGAAAUUUUACUGGGUUCCAAAAAGUUCUACCGUUUAACGGUAAAAGUGCCAUCAUUUACGGUUACAUCAUCAGGAACCAAAGCGGAUCGUAAACGGCAACGGCAUUCAUAGAGACCAAAUAUUUUAUAUACAUAGCUUUAUAUAAUCAAUCAUAUAGUAGGGCCAGGUCAUACCGCGUUUUACACUGCAUUUUAUUCGUUGAACCAUGUUUUACUUGUUGCAGAUUACAAGGGUUAAAGCCCGAAACAGUUAUAUUUCCUAUGAAAAUACACUACUUAAAAUUAAUAACAACGGAUAAAAUAUAUAUUAUACUGCUAAGUGUACCAUAAGAGAAAUACACCAUAUCAGCGGUUUGAAUUUUGAUCCAAAAUUGGACACAGCAAGGAUGUCUCUUUUUCGUAUGCUGUAUGCACUUACAUAUCUCGGACUCAAAUUAACUAUCAUCGAAUAAACUAUACUAAUUGAAAUGAAGUAUUCGUUACGGAAAAUAAUCCGAACAUUUAUCAGAAUCACCUAUUCAGACUUAAUUAAAUAAAUAUCAAGGAACAAUGUUUUGAUUGUGAUUAGCAUAGAUUUUUGCAGUGAUAUAGAUAGUGGAACAACUAAGCAGAAAUCAAAGGAUUGUUUGCUAUUGUUUCUAUGCAUACAAAUAAAGAAAUGAUACAUAUAUACACCAGUAUCUGUUGCGUAAUUUUUGCAUAUAAGAAAAUUAGUAAAGAGCAUAUUAUGCACCUAUACCCAUGCAACAGAUCAUAUAUGAAUAAAACACACAAUUUUAAAUAAAACAUU